Messenger RNA from Rhinopithecus roxellana (golden snub-nosed monkey), 706 nucleotides. Its product is annotated as transmembrane protein 107. Gene Ontology annotation, biological process: non-motile cilium assembly; protein localization to ciliary transition zone. NCBI's taxonomy places the organism in Eukaryota, Metazoa, Chordata, Mammalia, Primates, Cercopithecidae. Gene Ontology annotation, cellular component: MKS complex. The record is from RefSeq and is a predicted model, not a curated record.
CUGGCGGAAAGGAGGAUUUCGUCUAGAUUUGUCCGCUUGCUGAUGGACUUCAGGAGUCGCAGUCUCUGAACUCCUAGCCUCAGAGACCGCCGCUCUUGUUCCCAAGGGCCAUGGGCCGGAUCUCAGGGCUUGUGCCCUCUCGCUUCCUGACGCUCCUGGCGCAUCUGGUGGUCGUCAUCACCUUAUUCUGGUCCCGGGACAGCAACAUUCAGGCCUGCCUGCCUCUCAGGUUCACCCCCGAGGAGUAUGACAAGCAGGACAUUCAGCUGGUGGCCGCGCUUUCUGUCACCCUGGGCCUCUUUGCAGUGGAGCUGGCCGGUUUCCUCUCAGGAGUCUCCAUGUUCAACAGCACCCAGAGCCUCAUCUCCAUUGGGGCUCACUGCAGUGCAUCCGUGGCCCUGUCCUUCUUCGUAUUCGAGCGUUGGGAGUGCACUACGUAUUGGUACAUUUUUGUCUUCUGCAGUGCCCUUCCAGCUGUCACUGAAAUGACUUUAUUCGUCACCGUCUUUGGGCUGAAAAAGAAACCUUUCUGAGCACCUUCAUGACGGGAACCUAAGGACGAAGGCUACAGGGGCAAGGGCCGCUUCGUAUUCCUGGAAGAAGGAAGGCAUAGGCCUCGGUCCUCCCCUCGGAAACUGCUUCUGCUGGAGGAUAUGUGUUGGAAUAAUUACGUCUUGAGUCUGGGAUUAUCCGCAUUGUAUUUAGU